This is a messenger RNA of Vairimorpha ceranae, 369 nucleotides long. RefSeq lists its product as hypothetical. Lineage: Eukaryota; Fungi; Microsporidia; Nosematidae. The transcript has a single exon. The coding region runs from base 1 to 369 and encodes 122 amino acids. The record is from RefSeq and is a predicted model, not a curated record.
AUGUUAAAAAAUUUAGAAACCGAGAUAAUAAAAAAUUUUGACUCAGAAGAAUUUAAAGGAAGAAGAAUUCUUGUCUUACAUUUCGAAGCGCCCAAUUUACAUAAUAAAAAAGUACAAAAUCAACAUCAAAAAAUAUUAAACGAUAUUAAAAGUAAUUAUCCAAUUUAUAAUAUAAUUACAGAUUUAUUGUAUUUUUCGAGAUGCUAUUGGAAUUUUUUGGCAUUAAAUGAAAAUUAUCAGCCAGUAUUUCAAAUUCCAAGUGUUAAAAAAGAUAAAUUUUUUACAAUAAAAAUAUCAGGAAAAGAUCUAAAUCUCGUAAGCCAUUUUAAAAGUAAUAUAUUGCGAGUGAUUAAAUAUAAAAUCGAAUAA